Anthonomus grandis grandis is the source of this 1166-nucleotide messenger RNA. Its product is annotated as M-phase inducer phosphatase-like. Gene Ontology annotation, biological process: positive regulation of G2/M transition of mitotic cell cycle; protein dephosphorylation; positive regulation of G2/MI transition of meiotic cell cycle. The record is from RefSeq and is a predicted model, not a curated record. Lineage: Eukaryota; Metazoa; Arthropoda; Insecta; Coleoptera; Curculionidae. Gene Ontology annotation, molecular function: protein tyrosine phosphatase activity. The transcript has a single exon. Gene Ontology annotation, cellular component: cytoplasm; nucleus. Bases 1 to 1029 code for a protein of 342 amino acids.
AUGUUUCCUUCUGAUUUCAGGAAUGAAACAGAACUUGGUUUUUUCGAUACAAAUUCGAGGGAUUCCGGUUUUGAAGAAAUCAACAAUCUAGAGGGCCUUGAAGAAGACGCUUUUUUGGAGGAGUUUGCUGAGAUUGCUUUUUCGAAAAGGCCUCAACUGCCCACUGACUUCAUCAACUUAAUUCAAAAGCCUAUUAUUACUGUUACUGUAAACCAGAAACCUACCUUCCGACGAGCUAUUUCUCACCAAGAAAAUGUCAGUCCCUUAAAAAAGAAGAUUUGCCAACGCGAUGAUAAUGACGACUCAAAAAAUUUUUUGAUAAGAAGGAAAAAGCUUACUAGAUUGUCGAAGACAGAGGAAUUUCAAAAUACCGUUCCUAGGGAUGACAAGGCUUUGAAGCCUUUUAAUUCAGAAGAAAUAAUUAAAACGGCCAUUCAAAGAUCUUGUUCAGAAGAUGAUCUAAUAGCUGACUUUAGCAAAAGUUGUUCUCUUCCAUUGACGACCUCCCGCCAUCAGGAUCUCAAAGCUAUUAAUAGCUCAACUUUAGAAAGACUGAUCAAUGGUGAAUUUAGUGAUAACAUUGGUUCUUUCAAAAUAAUCGACUGCAGGUAUCCCUACGAAUAUAAUGGUGGACACAUUAAAGGUGCUAUAAACAUCUAUACCCAUGAAGAUUGUUCAUCGUUGCUAGAAGCCAGUGAUAAGCCCAGUAUUUUAAUUUUCCAUUGUGAGUUUUCUGCUGAAAGGGGACCCAAUUUAUAUAGACAUUUACGUCACGAAGACAGAAAGAAGAAUGCCCACAUGUAUCCAUCUUUGUGUUUUCCUGAAAUGUAUAUCUUAGAAGGUGGUUACAAGCAAUUCUUUGAAAACAAUUCACAAAUGUGUUCACCAGUUUCAUAUACUCAAAUGCUACAUCCUGAGUAUACUAAGGAACUUACAUUUUAUCGCCAAACCUCAAGAACAUGGGACGCAGAUGUUAAGUGUUGUAAUAAAAAAAGUCUUAAAAGCAGAAACGGCAGGAAAAUAUUUUAGUGGUAAGGUUUUAUUUGUACAAAUCUUGUAAAUAUUACUAUUUAGUUUGUUGAUAAUUAGUGCAAUUUUUUAUUAAAGUGCAAUUGAUUCAAUAAUACCUUCAGUUUUGAUGGGUUUACAAAUAUUCCAAAGAUAGU